This is a messenger RNA of Pyrenophora tritici-repentis Pt-1C-BFP, 1713 nucleotides long. Its product is annotated as RNA-pol-Rpb8 domain containing protein. Gene Ontology annotation, cellular component: RNA polymerase III complex; RNA polymerase II, core complex; RNA polymerase I complex. Gene Ontology annotation, biological process: DNA-templated transcription. NCBI's taxonomy places the organism in Eukaryota, Fungi, Ascomycota, Dothideomycetes, Pleosporales, Pleosporaceae. The record is from RefSeq and is a predicted model, not a curated record.
GCCCACGCUCUUUUUGGACCUCUACGAAAGCUGUUGCAGUACGCGCCCCGCUGCCGCCCGAUUUGCACGUCAUCACCGCCGUCGAAUUCUAGCCAAAAACCUGCAAAUUGGCAAGAGUCCGACGCUUUACCGCGCGCAUCUCUCACCAUGGCCGACGCUCAAGUCUUCGAAGAGACGUUCAAUAUUACCUCGAUCAACAAUGAAAAGUACGACCGCGUAUCGCGCAUCUACGGUACCUCGACCGACAACCAAAUUACCAUGACUCUCGACAUCAACCACGAGCUAUUCCCUGUAUCGACGGGCGCCUCACUCAACUUGGUGCUGGCUACAACGUUGGCGCUGGACGGUAGCGCAAAAGGCGAAAACGACACCAUGUGGAGGAAUGUGGGCAAGCAGGGUGUCACGACACUAGCGGAUAUGUACGACUACGUUUGCUACGGCAAGAACUACCGUAUGGAAGGCGGCGAUGGUGACACCAUAAAAUACUAUGCUAGUUUCGGCGGCCUGUUGCUGUACAUGGAGGGCCCGCACCGGAAGCUCAGCGGGCUGAAGAUUGACGACAUUUACAUGUUGAUCAAGCAUGCGUAGUUCCAAGCUUGUCGCACACAACUGGAAGAAGCAAGCAAGCAUAAUCGGGCGUUAAGGAAGCAUAUGUGGUGGUAUUGGUAUCAUCUGGUCUAAAAGUUGGGCACGGCGUCUGGAUACCCAAAGGAGUUCUUAGCUCCACCCAGAUCUAGUUUAUAGUGUAGGAAACUCUAGCUUCCUGUGCAAUCGGCUCACUAUUUCGAUAUAGUCCCGUUCGUUCUCUGUCGUCAGGAUGCCGUGUCGGACAAGGAAGUCCAGCACGACCAGCGCGCAGUUCGGCUUGAACUCUCCCUUCCUCAUAGCCUCCUGCACCUCCUCGACAGACCACAAGUAGAACUCGUCGACCUCGUCGUCGCCGGGCUUUGGGAUAGUGCCUUCUGGAAGUUCGAGAUCGUAAAUAUAUUGAACCUCUGGCUGCAUCAAGUUGGUCUCUCCACCCGCCCUCUCAUCGCGAAUGUACCAGUACGUGACUGUGCCACAUGCCUUUGCGUUCGGCCUUACCAGCUCCUCCGGUAGCGAAGCCUCUUCCCCACACUCUCUUACUAGGCUCUCGAAAGGGGAUUCGCCCGACGCAAUACCACCAGCUACAGCAUUGUCCAGCAUGCCCCCAUAUGUCUGCUUUGUCUUGGCGCGUCUCGGUGUCCAGACCUUGAGUUCCCCAUUCUUUCUUGUAAAAGCCGUCAAGUGCACGCCAUAGGUGACGACACCAAACAGCGCACUGGCACUCCGCUCUACAUUGAAGAGCAGUUCCUUGUCCUUUCCAUAAACAGCAUAAAGCUCUGCGCGCCACUUGUCCAGCACCUUGAAGUGGCCCGUCUCCCGCAUAGCCAGCAGCGUCGUCUCUACCACCUUGGACCGUUCGUCUGCGUUGCUACCGCCUGUGAGGUAUAGAAUGCGUGCAUCAUCAUCUACCUCCCAGUUGGGUACGCCACGGAAGACCUCGACGACCGAGGGCAACAUGUAGCCCAGCGCAUAGUUGUGGCCUGAGACACGCAAUUGGUAGUAGGUGUUGAUGGAGGCGAGAUAGGAUUCCGAGUUGACGUCUGCGUACGGGAAGCUAUCGCAUUGAUUGACGAGGUCCAGAUUGGUGAGAGGCAUGUUUGAUGGAUUUGCAGGGCCGAUUGAGUU